This is a messenger RNA of Moneuplotes crassus, 628 nucleotides long. The record is from the annotation of a GenBank genome assembly. NCBI's taxonomy places the organism in Eukaryota, Ciliophora, Spirotrichea, Euplotida, Euplotidae.
CAGCAAAAUGUCUCUAGAAGGAAAGGGAAAGCAAGAAAAGCAAAGUGCUAUGAAGUUAACUUCCGCAUCUUUUGUUCCAAAAAUUUUAAGAAAAAAACAGCAGAUAUUUACCGACCAAAUUCAACUUUCUCAAACAAGCUCAUGUGAGGGACAGAACGUUCAAGCAGGUUUAAGAGUGUUGCCACCAGGAAUGCAGGAGAAAACUCUACAGAAAAAUAACAAUACAAUGCCUUACCCAAGUUUGUUGGGUGGAAAUUUCCCAUUAGAUAUUAAUAAUGUAAUUCCUUUUGCUGGAGGGCCAAUGAAGCCUCCUCCGCUAUUAUUUUCUCAUCCAGAUAAUGUCUCAAUUCUGCCAUUGUUUAAUUCAACAAGCUCUGCAGACUCUAAGACCAAGAAGGCACAUCUGAGAUACUCUGCUAAGUUCAUUCUGUCUAUGAGAGAUCAAUGAAAGGAAAGACCAGGCGAUAUGAAAGACCUUGACUUUGCUAAGAAAACUGAAAACUGAGAAAUGCAAUGGCACAGGAAGAAAACUCGGUAUAUUACCAAGCCCAGACAACCUCAUGCACGAUAGAGACCUACUAGAUGGGUAAUACAGAGCAAGCUUUGAUUAAUAUUUCCUAUAUUUUCA